AUGAAUCUAUCAGCACGUAUCAUUUUCAUCGCCAGCGUGACAGGAGGUAUCCUUGGGGAUGUUCUGAGACUUGAUGUCCAUCGCCGACUCGUGAAGGAUGCCAGAAUGCCGCUCUUGAGUCUCCAUGUCGAUCUGCAAGCCGACGGUCAAAAGAUGGCGGCGGUCGUGGACACAGGUUCGUCUGCCCCCUUGUGGGUGUGGAAGGAUUGGUAUGAGAAAGAGCUCGGAGUAGGAGCAUGCGAGAAGCUGGUCUUCAAGUGCUAUAAAUGUCCGCAGGGUUGUGUACCUGGUAAAACCACGACCAUUAUAUUUGGAGGCAACGUAGCAGCUACAGUCUUUCAGCAUAUCGGAGUAGUACGAUUUGGUUCGACGACAGUCAGAGACAUCAAGUUCGGUCUGAUAACAGGCUAUAACCCUCCCCCUACUGUAUACGUGCCGCACCCUAUAUUCGGCCUCGGACCAGUCCGUGAUCCAAACUAUCCCUCUAUUAUGGCACAAUUAGUGGGCCGGGAGCUUAUCAAGGAGAGCACAUUCUCCCUCUAUUUGAAGCCCGAAACCCUCUUUAAGAAGGGGUUCGAUGGAGAACUCCUCCUCGGUGGAGGCGAUCCGAAACUAUACAAAGGGCAGCUGAGAUAUGUGCCGAUUGUGGUUGCAAACCAUUUCGAAGCGGUGCUGGAGGGGCUACAAGUUGGUAAUGGGAAGUCUACGUCUCUCAAGGAAAAUGUAAACCUCGACACCGGCAGCAACUACUUGUAUGUUCCGGACUCUAGAAUGGUGGAACUUCUGAAGGAUAUUGAGGAGCAAGCGACCCUGAAGGCGAAGACUCAAGUUAAGCUUACAUACUACAAGCCAGCCAACGUUUGGGAGGUCGACUGUGUCUAUCGUAAAUUCAUGCCGACGCUAAGAUUCUUGUUUCAAGACUCUGCAGGCCAGGAGGUCGCGCUCGAGCUCGACUAUGGGAGCUAUAUUCCUAUGCGAAGCGGAGUAUGCUAUUUGGAAAUAAUGGGCAAACCACAAAGUAUGUGGAUACUUCCUGACAUCAUGCUGGUUGCCAACUACCUCGAAUUUCAGCCUGAUCAGGAGAGAGUUGGCAUCGCCAGACUCAAACUGUGA
Molecule: messenger RNA, 1113 nt
Organism: Perkinsus marinus ATCC 50983
Lineage: Eukaryota; Perkinsozoa; Perkinsida; Perkinsidae
Product: Gastricsin precursor, putative
Exons: 1
Coding region: 1-1113 (370 amino acids)
Biological process (GO): proteolysis
Molecular function (GO): aspartic-type endopeptidase activity
Source: RefSeq, a predicted model, not a curated record